UACUUCCUAGAGGGGCGGAGGCAGACGGAUGUGCUUUUUGGUAGUCUACUAGCUUCAAACUGUUACGCCCAGAAAGAGGUUAAAUAUGCGUAAUUAUGCGAAUCCUAUGUAACGUAAUGUAUCCAUUAAACCCGGGACAUCUAAGCUUCGUACUGUGACUUUGGAUUAUGGUUUAGUUUUUAACCCGUUUAAUGCCAUCAUCAAGUGUGCAGCACAUAUUUACAGGGUUAAGAUGCCUUCAAAAAAUUCACUCUCCACUUCAAACUCAUCUUGGAGAAAUUUGUCACUCUGUGGAGUAAUAAAUGUCAAAAGUGGAAUGAGUUUCCAGGAGCCACUUUCAGAAGAAACUAUUUUACACAUAGUAGAUGAGCUGGACCCCUUAGAAGUUGAACGGAUACUGUUUGUGUGUAGAGAUUAUGCCUGUCACAUGCCAGUGCAUGAACUCUUAAAGGAAUUGCAUGAGAAGAACAUACUUAAACCUACAGGAUUGGUUGAAUUACUUUUUGUGGUGGAAAGGUUUGAUCUACUAAAAAAAUAUAUGCAAAUGUCAAAAACAGAUGCAAGUCAGUUGCUGAAGUCACACCCCAGGCUCCUUUCAGAUUACAGGGUUCUUAUGGUAGAAUUCCAUGAAGAGCUGACAGACUCGGAUUUAGACUCACUCAUAUUUUUACUUAAACCCCACAUGAAGAGUGGAGGAAAACUACAGAAAAAGACUUUCCUGUCUUUAAUCAUCGAACUAGAGAAGAUGAAUCUGGUUGCUCCAGACAACUUGAAACUGUUGGAUGAGAAAUUCCAAACCAUCAACAGAAUAGAUCUGCGAAGUAAACUUCUCAAAUGCAUCCAAGCUGGUUGUGAGGUUUCCAGAGGACCAUACAUCAAUGCAUUUGGAGUAAGUUCUGCAAUCCAUAAAUUAAAAGCUCUGCCUGAAUAUUCCUUGAAGAAUGAAUUGAUGCCAAAAAGUGGAAUUCAUUUUUUAAGUGGUAUACCAGUGCAAGAAACUGGGCAGUGCAUUCAGGAAGAGGUCAAUGACGAUGAGUAUGUAUUGCAUCCCAAAAAUGGACGUUACUGUCUCAUCAUUGACUGUGUAGGAAAUGAUGCAGACUUAUUGGAGGUAACAUUUAAAAGCCUUAAUUUCACAGUUCAAAAACACAUGUACUGUACCACAAGGUAUCUAGAAGAAGUGCUUCAGGACAUGAAAACGAUGGAUCAGCUCCAACAGCAAGAUAUAUUUGUGUGCAUUCUUAUCAGCCGUGGGGGUUCUAAUUGUAUUUUUGGAACAGAUCAGAGAUACCCUGGAAUUUCUCUAGACAAAAUAAGGAACUAUUUCACAGAACAGUCUUGUCCAUACCUGGCUGGAAAACCCAAACUCUUUUUUAUCCAGAGCUAUGUUGUGUGUGAUACAGAGCAACAAUGUGCUCCCUUCAUGGUAGAUGCUAGUGGGUUUGGACAACCAAUUGCUCCAAGUGAUAAAAAGUUAAAGUGCAGUGAUAAAAUACAACAAGAGCCUCAUGUCUUUUGGAAUCAUUGUAAAGUGGAAGAGAAAAAACUACAGCAUUUUCCAAGCGAGGGAUCUCUAUAUUUAAAAAGUUUAUGCAAUGUACUCUUAAGACCAAGGAAGCUCCAUUUAUUGGAUACUCACACAGAAGUGAGCAGCGUUCUCAGUGGUGAAGAAGAAAACGAAUGUUCUUUGGAAAUGUGGCAUACGCUGACAAAAAAUAUCUUUUUGAAUUCACAUUAAAGGUGCUGUUCACAACAUAGAUGUCUGGCAGCAUGGUGCCCUUUUAUGGUGCAUCUGGCUUUUGCGACUACAACUCCCAUCACGUUCGUCCGUAUUCAGUUUGAAUACGAUGAGGGUUGUGUUCUAGAAAUCUCAGAAGAUAUUUUUUUAAUUAAAAUAGUAAAGCAAGUGUACUUAGAUAUAUUUGUCACAGUCUAGGUGUUGGUCCACCCCUUUUCCCACCAGGGGCUGGGACAGUUUUUGGAGUUUUGCUAAAGUUAUGUUUAGGUGGCAAUCCUAUACACAGCUUAUUCUUGUACUAGGGAAGCUUAUAUCUUUUAUUUAACCCCUUAUUAUAUAUCAUUAUAUUAGGUUAAUAUAAAAUAUAGAAUCGGUCAUAAAAAAUAGUUAAUUAAAGCAGAAUCUAUAUCCCAUGACAUUAUCCAACAAUAAUAAUUGAUAUGUAAUAAAACAAUGUAAAUCCAUUUUACUUAUUUAAAUAAAAAAACACCUAAUCUAGAACAUACAGACAUACUAGUUGUCUGUGCUCACAUUAUAUAAGUAACAUCAUAAUAUAGGGCUGUAAUUGUACAAUUUAAUGCUGCAAUCUAGGCCUAUGGCACAUAUACAUUCUGUUUAUUAGGUGAUUGGACUGUCAAUCACUGUGUGGUUACAAAAAUACUGUAUUUGCUCUGUUAUA
This is a messenger RNA of Spea bombifrons (plains spadefoot toad), 2417 nucleotides long. Its product is annotated as CASP8 and FADD-like apoptosis regulator. Lineage: Eukaryota; Metazoa; Chordata; Amphibia; Anura; Pelobatidae. Gene Ontology annotation, biological process: negative regulation of extrinsic apoptotic signaling pathway via death domain receptors; proteolysis. The transcript is spliced from 10 exons. Bases 233 to 1738 code for a protein of 501 amino acids. Gene Ontology annotation, molecular function: protein binding; cysteine-type endopeptidase activity. The record is from RefSeq and is a predicted model, not a curated record.